Bombus huntii is the source of this 3450-nucleotide messenger RNA. RefSeq names its product pro-resilin-like. The transcript is spliced from 5 exons. The record is from RefSeq and is a predicted model, not a curated record. Lineage: Eukaryota; Metazoa; Arthropoda; Insecta; Hymenoptera; Apidae. Gene Ontology annotation, cellular component: extracellular matrix. The coding region runs from base 1577 to 2191 and encodes 204 amino acids.
GAAUCGUUGGAAACGAAUUAGGAUCCAAAGUCUGUAUCUUCAGAAGAUAAUGAGGACCCGAAGUAAAUAUUACCAAAAUGAGAAUGAAGAUUUGGUCAAAUUGGAAACGUUGCCACGAUGUAAACGCAAACCGAGGCAUCUCCUCGGCCGUGAAAGGGUUGAAGUAACUUCGUGCUCUGCCCUGACCUGGUCUUGCUCGCGGUUGUUGGAUGCAUAAGCCAGUAAUACAAAGAACCAGUCGAAAGGGUGCAUAACCUCAAAGAUACUGCGUUAAAUAAUCAAUGAGAAGAAUCAAAAUCUCUACACCAUAGAUUUGAGGAUUUGAUUCAUUAAAAAAUAAAAGAAGAGAAGGAAGUGUUAGAAGUUGAUGAGAGUGUACGACAAAUCUGUGACUGCACUUAGCCGCAUCGUGGGAAGGCUAAUCCGGAUCAAUGCGAUCCAAAUGAUCUUUCGAGGCGCGCGUUGACUUCUAGCCUCGAAGGUGCAGCAUGAAGAAGUCAUUCCAUCGAUUACAUCGUGCUUCGAAUCGGAAAGAAUUUGAUAUUUCAUAGGUGUCUGGAACAGGAGAGGCUGGAUCAUCACACUGAAGUAUUUUGAACUUCUCUUGUAGUCAUUGUUGCAGAUGAAAACACAUCAUUUUCAUAUACUUCAAGUUGAGACCAUUUUCCUAAAUUAUGGAAGUUGUUGUGAAUAAUAGAGGUUUGUUGUUUCCAGUAGAUCAUUGUACUUUGAACAUCAUAGAACGGCAUAAGAAAAUUCUUCUAAGAAAGAGUGAAUUGAUCAAAAUAUUCAAUGUUUAAAAUUGAGACGAAUAAUAUGUAUAUCAACAAACAUAUAUUCAGAAAAACGUAAGACAGCAAGAAGAUGCAUUUGUGCCAUUUUCUACUCAACUCUUAAGAUAUCAAAUCAAGUUCCAAGAAUGAUGAGAAAUAUUAAAAUAGCAAACCUAACAGCAAAAAAUUCAAUCAAUCUAUGCUUCAACAAAAUUACACCCUGUGAUACCAACCCCUAUAAAGGAAUUAUCAUCCAAAAAUCUGAACCAAUAUUAUUUUGCUAUCUAUCAAAAAAUAUCUAUCAAAUGUAGUAAUACUGUAAUAAUAGCAAGUCUGGAUUCUACAAUAAUAAAAUAACUAACACUACACAUCAUAAUAUCAAACUAUAAAGAAGCUAUUAAUCCAAAACUCUGAAACAAUCCUAAUUUUCAAUCUAUCAGGAAGUGUCCUUCAACUAUGUGAUAGCAGCAAACCUAAAACCUAUAGCAGCAAAUACUAUAUUCUAUGAUAACAAACAACAAAGAAACUAACCGCUACUGCUAAUCUAUCAAAAAUGAAAAACGUUGUUCGAAUGUUAUUAUACACAAGGAACAAUCUGAGAGCCAAAAGAUAAAUUGAUGAAUGAAGAGACGAAGGGGGAAGUGACGUGUUGCCCGAUGAAGGAAGAAGGUGGUGCAGGAUUCGCGUUCUCCGGGUCGACGAUGGCAAGGUUCUAAGGCAAGGUGAGGCAAGUGUUCUUUUGAAGAAAAACGGUGUACGUGAGUUAGGUUCGGCACUUUCGAGCCUUUAGUUCUCUUCACAACAUGUUUUACCUUCAGAUAGCAAUACUUUGCAUGGCAGUAGUGCACGUGAUAUGUGAUCUACCACCAGGGACAAGGCGCAACACCUAUUUGCCACCUGAACCAACCAAGGGAUACACCUACGACACGCCUCGGAUACCAUUUACAAAACCAACCACCCCACGACCGUCAUUUCCCACGACGACGCCGUAUUCAUCACGUCCAUACUCCAAACCGACCCCCUCCAAAUUUCCACCAUCGAGAACUACUCCUAGCGAAGGGUAUCCACCAACAGGUACCAGACCCACCCCAGAAUUUCCUGAUUAUGGGACACCCACUAGGCCAACUGGAACUACUUUACCUGCUGGUGGGCACGAUCAUCAUCAUCACGAGCCAGGAAUGCCAUUCGACUUCAACUACGCGGUGAAGGAAGACGCAUUUGGAAAUGAUUAUUCCCACAACGCGAUAAGCGACGGAGACAUCGUCCGUGGGGAAUACAGAGUCCAGCUUCCGGACGGAAGGCUGCAGGUCGUUCGUUACACCGCCGAUUGGAAACACGGCUUUAGUGCGCAGGUCUCAUACGACGGGAAUCCCCGCUUUGACGUACCACGGCCGCCUGGCAAUUUUGCUGGAUAUUAGACUAUUAGUGGACUGUGGAUGAUUAUGCAUUUAUUUAAAGAAAAUUUACACUGUAUAAAAUGCGAAAAUAUAAUUUCAAGAAAAUAUCUAAAAUAGAAGUAGAGUCCGGAUCAAUAAAACUUAAAGUUAUAAUCAAAAGAUAUCAACUAGAACUUAAACUGAAAACUUAAAAACAUGAACUAAGAAUCAUGAAAAUACGAAAAAAAAUUUUAUAAUAAUUAAUAUCAAACUCUUGCGUAAAAUUGUACAAUGUAGAAAUAGGUCUUAUAUAUAAAAGUUACUUGUUAGAAUUAUGAAAAUUGGAUCCACAGUGAACGUAUUAAUCGAGACCCUACUGUACUUAUUAUAAUAUAUAGUAAGUGAACCAAAUCUCCAUUUAAGUUCCACUUUUUUAACUAUAUUCUCCAAAAUACGAAAUUGCAUAAAUAUCCGCAGUCUAGCUAUUAGAGUCUAAUCUGUGGUUGCGAACCAUGUUAACACACGUUUGUCUUGCGGUUCUUAUUGUUAGUCUUUACCGUGCUGUCUCUGUGUCUCCAUUUGUUGCCGCUAACUAGCUGAGGUCAUUGUCUGGAUUAUCGAGACGUUUCUUUCAGGUCGCUAGUGUCAUCAAAUAGGUAGUUCUACGAGGGGCGUCGCCACUGUCGCAUGCAGAACUCUUCUUUGAUCUUCACAAUGGUUUUUAAAAAAUGCAAAAAUUAGUGAAACAAGUAUUUAGAAAUAUUAUUAUUAAAUAAUACAUAAAUAUUAUUAUGAAAAGUAUAAUUUUUUAAUUGUUAAAAUUAUUAAUAAUUAUUCUGAAACUUUGGAUUAAAAUUUUAAGAUACGUAGAGCAAAAGAGGAAUUCUGCAAGUAUCCUCCUUUACAAUCUACCAUUUUGUUUAUAGAAUAUAAAUGAAACAAUAUUGUUUCUGCGAUCACAAAUGGUUCAAUUCCAGCUGGUACUUAUUUUACAUCCCCUAGCCAUUGCAAAAUCUAGAUCUAAGUAAAGGAAGACCUUAGACCAGAGUAUGUUUUAUAUUCUUCAGUUAGAUGUGUCCAAUGGACAUGGAUAUAUAGGAGGAAAAAAAUAAAAAAAUUUUGAUAAAGUCAAGGUGUACUUCUUUUCUAAAGCAUAAAGUAGCAGCUAAGGACUAACUUGUAGCAAUAACAGUUUGUUUUUAAGAACACUGAUGGAACAAUACUAACCCUCUGCAAUAGUAUGUGGUCUCUAUGUAUAAUAAAACUAUUUUUAGUUGUCAAUUUUCAUCUCAAACAAAAAA